Messenger RNA from Schistocerca cancellata (South American locust), 1704 nucleotides. Its product is annotated as piggyBac transposable element-derived protein 4-like. NCBI's taxonomy places the organism in Eukaryota, Metazoa, Arthropoda, Insecta, Orthoptera, Acrididae. The record is from RefSeq and is a predicted model, not a curated record. The transcript has a single exon. The coding region runs from base 1 to 1704 and encodes 567 amino acids.
AUGUCAAGAAGAGGCUUACGAGAUGAAGAAAUCGAACGAUUAUUGUGUGAAAUUCCAUCAGACGAGGAUUCCACUGUUGACACCACAGAUGACGAAUCUGAUUAUGAAGCAAGCAUUGUUGCGGAGGCUAUUGUGUCGUCUGAAGGCGAAGUUUCAGAGAGCGAGGAAGAAAGUGAGUCCACUCCGCCAAAACGCGCUGCUGACACAGCGCCAACUUGGGGACAACAAUUCAAUGCUACCUCAGGAAUGCAGUUCGACAGUGAAUCAGGACCAAGUGCUUUUAUUAGGGACAUUGAUGAUCCAGAACCUAUCGAUAUAUUCGAAAAAAUAUUUCCAAAAGAGCUAGUUGAGCUAAUCGUUUUCCAAACAAAUUUAUAUGCGACGCAAUCUGGCAAGUCUUUCACUCCAACAACUGACAAUGAAAUACGAACUUUCCUGGGAAUCAACAUUUUGAUGGGUAUAAAGCGUAUGCCAGCAUACAGAGACUACUGGUCUAGUGCCCCAGAACUUCAUGAUCGUUAUAUUGCAUCUCUGAUGGCAGUAAAUCGGUUUGGAUGGUUACUGAGGAACAUUCAUCUGAAUGAUAACACAUUGCAUCCAGAAAAAGGACACCCAGGUUAUGACAAACUGUACAAGCUGCGACCAGUGAUCAAGAUACUAUCUGAAUCUUUUUCCAAGUGUUACCAACCCAGCAAACACCUAGCAAUUGAUGAGUCAAUGAUCAAAUUCAAAGGCCGCAACAGUAUGAAACAAUACAUGAGAGAUAAACCCAUAAAGCGUGGUUACAAAGUGUGGAUGCUGUGUGACAAGACCUCUUACAACUUGAAAUUUGAUAUUUACACCGGAAAAGUAGGUGACACAGUGCAAACAGGCCUUGGGGAGCAUGUAGUGCUGAGUUUGUCCUCUGAACUCGUAAAUAAAGGCCAUUAUCUUUAUUUCGACAACUAUUUCAAUAGCUAUAACUUGUUGGCUGGUUUACAGCAGAGAAACAUAUAUGCCUGUGGGACAGUUCAACCAACAAGGAAACAUUUACCCAAAUUAAAAACAGACAAAGAAUUAAGCAGAGGUGAAUUUGACUGGAGGGUCAGCAACUGUGGCAUCCUCUACUUGAAGUGGAAAGAUAAGAGAGCUGUUCAUCUCCUUUCAAAUUUUCACAGUCCUGAAGUUACUACAGUGACUCGCCGUGAAAGAGAUGGUUCACGCAUAGAGCUACCUUGUCCUCAAGCAGUGAUGGAUUACAAUGCACACAUGAACAAUGUCGACAAGUUCGACCAACUGAAAAAAUCAUAUGAAAUAAGCCGGAGAAGUAAAAAGUGGUGGCACCGAAUAUUCUUUCACCUGCUUGAUGUCAGUAUCGUCAACAGCUAUAUAAUUUGGAAGGAACUAGGCGAUAGAGAAAAAAUGACUGCCAAAGUCUUCAGGAUGAGUAUCCUGCAAAGCUUAGUAACCCAGAAAACACCAUUGAGGCCAUCUAGACUUCAUGAGAGUCAAGUCCACGUAAAGAAAAACAAGCCAUAUGUUUCCUCACGCCAGCGUCUCGACAAUUCAUCCCACCAGCCAGAGCGUACUACCGCCAGACGUUGUGCGAAAUGCAGUACAAAAAAGAAGCAAGUGCGCACUUUCUGGAUGUGCGCUGAAUGCAAAGUGCCUUUGUGCCUUAGCAAAACAAAAAGGUGCUUUCAAGAUUUUCACAAAAAGGAAUAA